GCCACACGAGGACUACAUCUCCCGGGAUGCUCCUUGGGCCCUUCGCGGAUGGUCGUGAAUAUGUAUCAGAAUGUUAAUGAUUAGCUGCUGCUAAAUUUGGUCAAAGAAGUCACCUACACAGAGCGCGUUGUUAGAGCGGUUCCGAGCGGGCGUUCGGCUGUUGGCUGCCUUCUUCCCCCUCUUACACACUCGUGUAUUAUUUUGAGGUGGUGUUCGCAGAGUUUGAAAGAGAAUUUUAAAAAGCCGCAAGCGUUUCGCUCUUUUAUUUUUAUAAUCCCCUUCAAUUUGGGGCUAAAAAAACAGGAAGGAAGAAAAGGAAAUGAAAUGUGGUAAAAGAAGCUAAAAGGUGCCUUUUAAAAGAUCGUUGCUGUGAAGUGAAAAAUCUCCAGAGAACCCCCAAGCGCCGCGAGACCUCUUCCGAACCAAAGGAGUUUGCGCUCGCUCUCAGGGAAGAAGCGACCAUUCAUUCCGAGGAAUAGCAGCCAAUUAAAAGACAAAUAAAAAAAGUUUGGAGUGGGGCGCGAGCAGGCGGGCGGCGCUCGGCGGGCGCGGGGCUCGGCGGGCGCAGGACGGACGGUGCCCGCCGCCCUCAGUGACGCCCGCGGGGAAUGCGGAGCCGGCCGCCCGCGCCCAGCCGCCGCGCCUGCCUGCCGCCCGCGUCACGCGAGACCCGCAGGCCCGGGACGCCGCCGCGGGGCCCUCGAAGCGAAUGAGCCGCGCGCCUCUGCCUGGCGCAGCCAACUAAAGCGGCGUGGAUGAUUCGCGACCUGAGCAAGAUGUACCCGCAGACGCGCCACCCGGCACCGCAUCAGCCUGCUCAACCCUUCAAAUUUACAAUUUCAGAAUCCUGUGAUCGGAUUAAGGAAGAGUUUCAGUUUUUACAGGCUCAGUACCACAGUCUGAAGCUGGAAUGCGAGAAGCUGGCCAGCGAGAAGACAGAGAUGCAGCGGCAUUAUGUCAUGUAUUAUGAAAUGUCCUAUGGGUUGAACAUAGAAAUGCACAAGCAGGCAGAGAUUGUUAAACGACUCAAUGCUAUCUGUGCACAGGUCAUUCCUUUCCUGUCCCAAGAGCACCAGCAACAAGUGGUGCAGGCUGUGGAACGGGCCAAGCAGGUGACCAUGGCAGAACUGAACGCCAUCAUUGGGCAGCAACAACUCCAAGCUCAGCAUUUAUCACAUGGACAUGGUCUGCCUGUGCCUCUGACACCACACCCUUCAGGGCUUCAGCCCCCAGCCAUUCCACCCAUCGGUAGCAGUGCAGGACUUUUGGCCCUCUCCAGUGCACUAGGAGGUCAGUCUCACCUCCCAAUUAAGGAUGAGAAAAAGCACCAUGACAAUGAUCACCAAAGAGACAGAGACUCCAUCAAGGCAUCAGUCUUCAACUUGAGGAAUUGUUGCUUCAGGACUUCUGUUGUAUCAAUAAAGGACUUCUGGAGCUCUUCCGUAUCUCCAUCAGCCAGUUUCCGAGGUUCUGAGAAACACAGGAACUCUACAGACUAUUCCUCAGAGAGCAAAAAACAGAAAACAGAAGAAAAAGAAAUUACAACUCGCUAUGACAGUGAUGGUGAGAAGAGUGAUGACAACUUGGUAGUUGAUGUGUCCAAUGAGGAUCCAUCUUCCCCUCGAGGAAGCCCAGCACAUUCCCCAAGGGAGAAUGGCCUGGACAAGACACGUCUCCUCAAGAAAGAUGCCCCCAUCAGCCCUGCUUCUGUUGCAUCUUCCAGCAGUACUCCUUCCUCCAAAUCCAAAGAGCUUAGCCUUAAUGAAAAGUCUACUACUCCUGUUUCAAAGUCCAAUACCCCUACUCCACGAACUGAUGCACCUACCCCUGGCAGUAACUCCACUCCCGGACUGAGGCCUGUACCUGGAAAGCCACCGGGUGUGGACCCCUUAGCAUCCAGCCUGAGGACCCCGAUGGCUGUACCUUGUCCAUAUCCAACCCCGUUUGGGAUUGUGCCCCAUGCUGGGAUGAAUGGAGAGCUAACCAGCCCUGGAGCCGCCUAUGCUGGGCUACACAACAUCUCCCCCCAGAUGAGUGCAGCUGCAGCAGCAGCGGCGGCAGCAGCAGCCUAUGGAAGAUCACCUGUGGUGGGAUUUGAUCCUCACCAUCAUAUGCGUGUGCCAGCAAUACCUCCAAACUUGACAGGCAUUCCAGGAGGAAAACCAGCAUACUCCUUUCACGUUAGUGCUGAUGGCCAGAUGCAGCCUGUCCCUUUUCCCCCUGAUGCCCUCAUUGGACCGGGGAUCCCCCGACAUGCUCGACAGAUCAACACCCUCAACCAUGGGGAGGUGGUGUGUGCAGUGACCAUCAGCAACCCCACAAGGCAUGUGUACACAGGUGGCAAGGGCUGUGUAAAGGUCUGGGACAUCAGCCACCCUGGCAAUAAGAGCCCCGUCUCUCAGCUGGACUGUCUGAACAGGGAUAACUACAUCCGUUCCUGCAGAUUGCUCCCUGAUGGUCGCACCUUAAUUGUUGGAGGGGAAGCCAGUACAUUGUCCAUCUGGGACCUGGCAGCUCCAACCCCACGCAUCAAGGCAGAGCUGACGUCCUCAGCCCCUGCCUGCUAUGCUCUGGCCAUCAGCCCCGACUCCAAGGUCUGCUUCUCAUGCUGCAGCGACGGCAACAUCGCAGUAUGGGACCUGCAUAACCAGACCCUGGUGAGGCAAUUCCAGGGGCACACAGAUGGAGCCAGCUGUAUUGACAUUUCUAAUGAUGGCACCAAGCUCUGGACAGGUGGUUUGGACAACACUGUGAGGUCCUGGGACCUUCGUGAAGGGCGGCAGCUGCAGCAACACGACUUCACCUCUCAGAUCUUUUCUUUGGGCUAUUGCCCAACUGGCGAGUGGCUUGCCGUGGGGAUGGAGAAUAGCAAUGUGGAAGUGUUGCAUGUCACCAAGCCCGACAAAUACCAGUUGCAUCUUCAUGAGAGCUGUGUGCUAUCACUCAAGUUUGCCCACUGUGGCAAAUGGUUUGUAAGCACUGGAAAAGACAACCUUCUGAAUGCUUGGAGGACACCUUAUGGGGCCAGCAUAUUCCAGUCCAAAGAAUCCUCAUCGGUGCUUAGCUGUGACAUCUCUGUGGAUGACAAAUACAUUGUCACUGGCUCUGGGGACAAGAAAGCUACAGUUUAUGAAGUUAUUUAUUAAGGACAAAUCUUCGUGCAAACUGGACUCCUCCUCAUAGCACUUUGCGCUGUUGUACUUUUCUGUUCACCCCUCUCCCAUUCAAAACCAAGGAUUUUCCAAUAAUCAUUGCAGUUGUGGAGUAAUGCUGUUCCAUAGCCCCACUUCCUCCUUGCUAUUGAAUUGUGAAUACUCAUUAAGAACCUGUGAUACCAAAUCUUCAGCUAUCGACUUGGAAGAACAUGGAAUACCUAACAAUGAAAUGGAAUCUUUAAUUAUGUAUUAUAUCUGUAAUAUAUUUAUUUUGUUUAAAGAAGGCUUUCUAACAAUGACUGACUAAAUAAAGUUGUCCGCUCCUGCAUUGAUAAUGAAGGUGCAUUGUAUUUGAUGCUCCACCCCUCCCUUUUGGUAAGGGAGGGGAAAGGAAGGCUUAAAAUAACUGAUUUAAAUGUCACUAAAUGUAGACUAUUGACUGUAUAGAGAUGUGAAAUGUAUAAUUACACAUGGAAGCAAUAUGUUGCUGUGUUAUGAGGUUGUUUUGUUUUCUACUUAUAUUAAAAACAUUUGGAAAUUUGGCUGUUUGAACAAGUAGAUUAUAACAGGCCAAGUACUAUUCCUUUGAGUCUAUUUGGGCAACUUUAACCAAUAUGUCUAUAACUUUAGAUUACAUUCAACAAAAAAUAAUUAGAUGUUUUUCUUUUUUUUAUUUUUUACUUGUUGACAAGUAUCUUUGUAAUAUGUUUUUAAUUCCUUUUUUAUUGUAUUAUAGACAGAUCAAAAAUUAAAUUGGGCCUCAAAGAAAGAAAUUUCUUCUAAAUAUUUUUGCCAAAUCUACUGGCAGAGGGAGCUGUGUCUCUGGGCAGUUGUGAUGCUGUGAGACAGGGCAGGCUGUUUUGUGGCAUGCUCUUUAGGAGCUGCAGGUACGGAGUACUGCUUGCCUACCGCUGUGCAAAGCAAGUCUUACACACACACAUACACACACACACACAGGCCAGCAGAGGAGGGUUUGCAGAACCCACCCUCUGAAAGCCACAAAGAAGAGACUCUCUGGGGAUGAUGACUUGCUUUAUUUACCUCUGGUUCUUUCCAUGUCUUAGUUGGAUGUCCCUGAAAUGGACACAGGCUGUGCCAUUGUGCCAGAAACAUUGUGUUAUCUUUUAUGUUGUUGUUGUUGCUGUUAAACUAUAACAUGUGAUCCUUUUUUAUUAUUUUUUGUUUGAAUGCUUUAAAAAGAUCUUUUAAGUCUGUGGAUCUGCUGAUGUACAGUGCCUUUGCUGCUAUGGAUCAAAAUCAAGAACUGUGUAGAUAAACUUUAUUGUAUAAGUAGAAAAAUCACUUAAUUUCAUACUAGAAAUGGAUGGAUGCUGCAAGUUGAAAUGGACUGUCAUUGACGUUCUUUGUGUGGUAGCAAAAAAAAAAAAUGGUGUCUUAAGUGCUUAGUGUUUGAUGUCAUUAACAGUUUCAUAAAACUCUACAGUGUAGAAAGAUUUUGAUACUAAACUGUGCAUUGUACAUAGUUCUAACGCAUUGUAUUGGCCACCAGUACUUCUAUGAUGGUAGAUUGUUUGUGCAUUCAGACUUUUAAGCAUUAAACAUAAAUAACUUCUAGAA
This is a messenger RNA of Apodemus sylvaticus (European woodmouse), 4733 nucleotides long. It is a transcript of the gene Tle4, whose product is annotated as TLE family member 4, transcriptional corepressor. The record is from RefSeq and is a predicted model, not a curated record. The coding region runs from base 756 to 3146 and encodes 796 amino acids. Gene Ontology annotation, biological process: negative regulation of canonical Wnt signaling pathway; regulation of DNA-templated transcription. The transcript has 21 exons. Lineage: Eukaryota; Metazoa; Chordata; Mammalia; Rodentia; Muridae. Gene Ontology annotation, molecular function: transcription corepressor activity; protein binding. Gene Ontology annotation, cellular component: nucleus; transcription regulator complex.